Molecule: messenger RNA, 1020 nt
Organism: Dipodomys ordii (Ord's kangaroo rat)
Lineage: Eukaryota; Metazoa; Chordata; Mammalia; Rodentia; Heteromyidae
Gene: Pde3a
Product: phosphodiesterase 3A, cGMP-inhibited
Exons: 8
Coding region: 1-1020 (339 amino acids)
Biological process (GO): positive regulation of oocyte development; oocyte maturation
Cellular component (GO): cytosol
Molecular function (GO): 3',5'-cyclic-AMP phosphodiesterase activity
Source: RefSeq, a predicted model, not a curated record
AUGGCCAUGGGCAAUGCUGGCCCCAUCUCGGGCCUCCUGAUGGGCUCUGGUCCUUCCUUUGCAGAUGACACGGCCCAGGUCACGUCUGACUAUGACACCAACAACAACAGCGACAGCAGCGACAUUGUCCAGAACGAAGAGGAGGCGGGGGUCCCCAGGGAGCCCCCCAGAGAGGCCGCGGCCCGGGGCAGCCCCUUCCCUGCAGAGGCCAUGCUGUUCCUGGACAAACCGAUUCUUGCCCCUGAGCCUCUCAUCAUGGAUAAUCUGGGUUCAAUAAUGGACCAGCUAAACACCUGGAAUUUCCCCAUUUUUGACUUAGUGGAAAAUAUAGGAAGAAAAUGCAGCCGUAUUCUCAGCCAGGUCUCCUACAGACUUUUUGAAGACAUGGGCCUCUUCGAAGCCUUUAAGAUUCCAGUGAGAGAAUUCAUGAAUUAUUUUCACGCGUUGGAGAUUGGAUACCGAGACAUUCCUUAUCACAACCGAGUUCAUGCUACAGAUGUGCUGCAUGCAGUGUGGUACCUGACCACGCAGCCCAUCCCCGGCCUGGCCACGGUGCUCAGCGACCACAGUGCGCCUGGUGAUGCAGCUUGGGGAGAGAGCGCCCUCUUCCGGUUAACGAGAAAGAACAACGCGGUGCUGUACAACGACCGGUCGGUGCUGGAGAACCACCAUGCUGCGGCUGCCUGGAGUCUUUUCAUGUCCCGGCCCGAGUACAACUUCCUGGCCAACCUGGAUCACGUGGAAUUCAAACACUUCCGCUUCCUUGUCAUCGAAGCCAUUUUGGCCACUGACCUGAAGAAGCACUUCGACUUCGUAGCCAAGUUUAACGCCAAGGUGAACAACGACGUGGGGAUCGAUUGGACCGACGAGAACGACCGGCUGCUGGUGUGCCAGAUGUGCAUCAAGCUGGCCGACAUCAACGGGCCGGCCAAGUGCAAAGAGCUCCACCUGCAGUGGACGCAGGGCAUCGUCAAUGAGUUCUACGAGCAGGCCACGCCCCCAGGCCACACCUCCAUUUAG